Molecule: messenger RNA, 2030 nt
Organism: Dreissena polymorpha
Lineage: Eukaryota; Metazoa; Mollusca; Bivalvia; Myida; Dreissenidae
Exons: 3
Coding region: 55-1761 (568 amino acids)
Molecular function (GO): protein dimerization activity
Source: RefSeq, a predicted model, not a curated record
ACAACCCAUGUAGAAAAAGUCGCGACAGUAAAGACAGCGACGAAGAUCGACACCAUGAUCAGACCUGUAACUAAGAUCAUCGAUCCAGUUGCCAGGGCAGAGGUGCUGUUCUGUGCCUUUAUAGCAGAGCACAACCUUCCCUUCGCGGUCGCUGACCAUUUUACAGACCUGGUGAAAGUAAUGUUCCCGGACAGCGAGGUUGCCAAGAAAUUCCGGUGCAAGCGUACAAAGGCGACGAACAUAGUUACCAAGGUGUUGGCGCCAGAGGCGGAAAAGAAAGUUACCCAGCUGUGUCGCUCGCAGAAGUUUUCCAUCCUCAUGGACGAAUCAAACGACCGCGGGGAUAGCAAGUGCGUGGCCAUACUGGUCCGGACAUAUGACACGGAUGUGCUCCAGGUGAACACGUUCUUCCUCGCCAUGCCUAUAUGUAAUGUGGGGAAUGGUGAGAAUUUGUUCAUGUGUCUGCAAGAAGUGUUCACGGCGAAUAACAUCCCGUGGGAGAAUGUGGUCGGGUAUUCCUCAGACAACGCUGCCGUAAUGAUAGGAAAUAAUAACUCGGUCCUGUCACGCAUUCGAGGGAAGGUACCGAAUGUUGUGAAUAUUGGCUGCCCGUGUCACAUUAUGAGUACGUGCACGCAGUACGGCGUAAAGAAGCUAGGUGUACCUGUUGAUGAGCUUCUUCACGACGUGUUUACGCACUUUCAACACAGCUCCAAGCGACGCCAAGCACUCCAGGAAUUCCGGGAAUUUACAGACACCGAGACAUACAAGCUGGUUAGGUUCUGUUCAACCCGCUGGCUGUCUCUCCAGACCUGUGUUGACCGCUUCUUACAACAAUGGCCAGCACUUGAAGCAUACUUUGCAAGCCACGAGGAUGUCGAGAAGAAAGGAAACAGAGUCGCCCGUGCUUCUGAGAAUCUGCGUGAUCCAGUGGUAGCGCUGGUGUUCAGGUUCCUGUCGUUCAUUCUGCAGCCGCUGAACACAUUCAACACAGACUUCCAGCACGCCAGCGCCGUGGUGGGAUACCUGCACAGCGAGAUCAAUCGUCUGAUCCGCUCCACAAUGGCAAAGUUCGUCAAGAUGUCAGUAAUCUCGGCGGCAGCAGACGUAACAAAGGUUGACUUUGAGACCCGCGACAACCAGCACGAUGAUGACACGAUCGCAAUAGGCCACGCCACACGUACCUACCUUGACGAGGCUCCCCCGGAGGUCCAAGCAUCCUUUUUCAGGAAGGUGAGGGCGUUUUACGUAGAGUUGACCACGAAAAUGCUUACAAAGUUUCCGGUCAACGAUGAGGUAUUGAAGGCCCUAAGUUUCCUGCGUCCAGAGAACAGACAGAACACAUCGACAGAGUCUGUAGUCAAGCUGUCCGUGCGGCUAGGUGUGGGAAAUCCAGAUCGUAUUCAUGAUGAAUUCGUCGAUUUCCAACUGCUUUCGGAAAGCGCGUUACCCCCUUACGUUGAGGGAAUGGCACUGGACCCCUUCUGGUCGUGCAUUGCCAGCAUGAAAACACCGCUACAGAAGGCUCGGUUCCCGCAACUCUCUGCACUUGCAUUUGCAGCGCUGUCAAUCCCGCAUUCAAACGCCGAUCCUGAACGUUGUUUUAGCGCCCUGAAAAAAAUUCAGAAGGAAGAAAGAGAAAAUCUGGGACAUAAAACGGUUGAGGCGUUGUUGAGAGUCAAAAUGAACACUAAGACGGUUUGCUUCAACCAAAACCCUACCUCGGAAAUGUGUACGGCCGCGCAUUCCGUGUGUAACUGAUGUGUAUAGUGUACUGUAACCCGUACUUUCAGUCUACUGGAUAGCCUCCCCUUUGCCAUUGAAAUUAAUAUAAUGAGUAUUGUUGAAUGUUCUAGAUUUUGUACUAUUAAAAAGAUAAAUAUUUUCUUCGUUGUUUGCUAUUGUCUUAUUUAAUAAAACUGUUUUUGUUAUGUUUUAGAUUUCAUGCUUUAUAUCAGAUGUUUUAUGUCUUGAAUAAAAGUAUCAAGAGUUUUUGUUAGUACUAUACUGACUAUAUUAAAGGUGGAAUG